Meloidogyne enterolobii is the source of this 504-nucleotide messenger RNA. The record is from the annotation of a GenBank genome assembly. NCBI's taxonomy places the organism in Eukaryota, Metazoa, Nematoda, Chromadorea, Rhabditida, Meloidogynidae.
AUGGACUCCUUUUUUCAGUUAGAUGCGGACAUUCAACUUUUGUUGCAACGCUUUGGUGAAGAAACACCUCAAUUACAACUUGACACGGAAGCUAAAGAAGAAUCAACGAGCAGUCCACCCCAGGGCAAGCAUUUUCUUAAUUUACUCGCUCAAUGGAGCUGUGAUGAAUUGGACGAUAAAAUGAAGCAGAGGGUUGAAUUUAGUCAACGGGCAAUUGCAAAAUUAUUGUUGACAUGUGCUAGGAUAAGUGAAAGAAAUGGUAGACUGUGCGAUUUAUUAAAAGGUUUGGAAAUUUUUUUAAUUAUCUUAGGGCAUAGGGAUGAAAAUAUAUUUCUAUAAAGUCAUAUUGCGGGUUUUCAACGCCUUUUUUCAACUCCCAACCCUAUUUCUGGCCAUGUUCCUUUUAUAAAUGGAACAGAGAUCCAGCUGGUUUGGAGUUAAAACAUUUGCUGGACGAUGUUUUAAGUUCUAUUAAUGGGGCAGCAACAAUGCCACCGACAGCUC